AUGGCGACUUGGACCCCAUUGACGGUGACUGUGGCGGGCGCCACCGGCAACCUUGGUCAACGCAUCAUCAAGAGGCUGUUGGCGGUUCCCAAUGUGUAUGUGCGCGGUUUUGCGCGCAGCCCUGAGAAGCUUCCUGAAUCCAUCAGCGGCCAUAAUCAGUUCACUGCUAUCAAGGGCCAGGUCAACGAUGUCUCUCAGGUUCGAGAGGCUGUUAAAGGCUCUUCUGUCGUGCUUUGCGCAUACCAAGGAUAUGAUGAUGUCAUGCUGCACGGCCAACGCAACCUUAUUGACGCUUGCGAGGAAUUCGGAGUCGCGCGUUAUGUUUCCUCCGACUUCACCCUGGACUACAACAAACUUGAGCUCGGUCAGCAUGAAGGAAAGGAUUGUAUGAUUCAAGUCAAGCAAUACCUGCAAGGCAAAAAGGUCAAGGGCGUCCACGUCUUGAUUGGCUGCUUUUUUGAAACUUGGCUCGGCUACAUGCACGUCUGGGAUCCCGAAACAAGGUCCUUCACCUUCUGGGGAGAUGGUAAUGAGAUCUGGGAAAUGACUACAUUUGAAGAUGCAGCUCGCUACGCCGUUGAGGUCGUUUUGGAUCCGACAACAGUGGGAACCAUUUGCUUCGGCGGUGACGUCAAGUCCACUCGCGAAAUCGCUCAAAUUUAUGAAACGGUGUACGGAUCGAAACCCACCUUGUCAAGCCGAGGAAGCUUGAGUCAGCUAUGGGACUAUAUGCAAGCCGAGAAGAAAAAGUAUGAGGGUCAGAACAAGUGGAACUAUAUGACUUGGUUUUACCAGUACUACAUCUUGAAUGGACAAACUUUAUGGGGUCGCCAAUUUGAUAAUGCGCGCUAUCCACAAAUCAAGCCUGAUAAUAUUGAGUCUUUCUUCAGAAAGAACGAUAUUUCUGAUAGGACUCAUAGACAGAUGCCUCUAUAG
Molecule: messenger RNA, 936 nt
Organism: Ilyonectria robusta
Lineage: Eukaryota; Fungi; Ascomycota; Sordariomycetes; Hypocreales; Nectriaceae
Product: NmrA-like family protein
Exons: 5
Coding region: 1-936 (311 amino acids)
Source: RefSeq, a predicted model, not a curated record